GACGUGAAGGCGUCAAACCAAUGAAAUGCAAGAACAGAGGGGUGUAAGUGUGGUGUAUCAGACUAACCCAGUCAGCUAUGAUACACAGACACUGGAAUGACCUCAGAUUGCUAACAAAUGGCUACAUUAAUGGAGCGUUUGGCUUUCUUACAAAAAAUGCCGACUCUAAUGAAGGCGACUGCAGAUGACGAAGCGCCUUGUCCCGGGUUCCUCUUCGAAGAAAUUGGCAAAAUUUCCCAUGAGUCACCGGGCUGCUGUCAGUGUCUUCUUGAGUACCUUUUGGAAAGGCUGCAGGUUGAGUCGUGUCAUGUGAAAAUUAAAGUGAGGAAACAAAUCGAGCAGGUUGUUAUGGUUCUGAAGAUCCUGCUGCAUCUCUGUGGCCACAGUCCUCCGCACUUUGUCACGGAGAUGAGAAGAAACGCCACUUUCAUCCAGGAAGUAACGGUGUAUAGUGGUCCUCCAGACUCUGUUCAUGGCAAUGCACUGUUUCAGAAAGUCCGGGUCUCAGCACAGGAAUUGGCCAGUGUGCUCUUCAGUGACAUGAUGUCUUCAGGGUCUGGUGUCUUUCCCUGUAAAGCAGCAGCUCCAACUACAGGAAUGGGAUCAGAGUAUCUCCGAGCAGGAAUGCUGGGAUUUGGAAACAGCCCAGUGAGAAAAUCAUUCAGUUCUGUGGGUAUUUUGGAUAAGAUUCAGAAGGCUGCAGAGGUGGUGGCAAGCGCUGUUCUUCCACCAACAGAGCACCCUGGGAUUCGGCUCCACGAUAAUCACUAUCGGGCUGUAGUAGCGCCCUCUGCUGUUGUGGAGGUUGCAGUGCCCGCCUGUGCUUACAGUGUCCCUUCACACAGUUGCAAAGUCUCUCACAGGUGCCCUGGCCGGGCAAGUGGCGGUUGGGAGGAAACGGGCAGUGGCCACAGCUCUUCUCACAACUCGUCUUUGGAGAAUGAGCCAGUCGUUCACACAUCAGUAAGGGGAAGCAGCAAGUCAACAGACACUGGCAGCCACUCAGGGGGCAGUGGAGAGAGUGGAGACAACGUAUCAGAACGUGUGGAGGCUGUACAUUUGGGUGACUGUGGCCAGGAGAUGGCGCUGAUCAGUAGACUGACGAAUGGAUCUACGAUCUUCCUGUCCAGAAACGAGAGCCAGCGUUUCGUCAAAGAGUGCUCCACCUUAAACUGUGAGGUUGUGGUAGAACUUCUGUGUAACAAACUACAGGAUCCGUCCCAGACCAUCCAAAUGAGGGCGCUGUGUGGUCUGGCUUGUCUGAUGUGCACAGAUCUGCUUUCUUUAGAGCAGAUCUUCAGUGUUACACAUGAACGUCUCAAUCAGUUGAGUAAGGGGACGGCAGGACCCGUGACGAACAAGGCAACCAAGCUUCUUAGGCAGUUUGAAGCUCUAUUGGGUUCUUCCUCGGAAGUAACCAAGCGUGACGUCGCCGCGUGUUCCGAAUCAUCCACUUCUCCACAUUCAGAUCAGCCUUUAAAUCCAUCCUUCACUAGUCCUUUUCUCUCAACACCACUGAAUGCUGCGGUCAAGAAACUUUCAUCUAGAAGUGAUUCACAGGCUCUCUCUGCUGGACAAGAAGACCAGGAGGGCGUUUCUACUGACUCGGAGAGCAUCCGAAAAGAGCGGAUUGUUCUAGAAAGUGAAGACAGAACCACAGACCCUCGUCAGAGCUCCGAGUCGUGUGUAAACCAUCCCAGACUGUCACUGUUUAGUGGCAUGGAGCUGAUCAACAGAGGGAAACCAGUGUGUCUGGUUGAGCCUGUUCUUGUAGAAACAGAUACCCAGACCAGAGAUGACAUCACCAUGGUUAUGGAGAAGAGCUCAGAAAGAACAGCAGAGCCGUCAUCACCCUCUAGUGCUGCACAAAUGUCUGCGUUCUCCUUCCUCAACCUGUGACCUGGUGAUGGCUGUCAUGUUGCUGUUCUUGUAGAUGACUUUCUGUUGUUAAAUUUAAAUAUUUUGGGUCGAACCAGUCAUCGUAUGAGAAAAUCGUCUAGAACGGAAUAAUAUCUGUGAAUAUUUAAGCAUACACCAGAUACAGGAAGGAAAAAAAAGAAAAAAGAUACCAUUUAACAAAUCAUCCAGUCUGACACGGUCAUAUUUGGGAGUAAAGUGACCUCUACAUCAGGGCAGUUUAUAGAUUUAUAUGGUUACUUAAAAGGACACACAAGUUUGUCCUAUUAGGUUGCAAGUCCAGAUGCUGCUAGUGGCUUAUAAUAAAUGGACUGGGAAGGAUUUUGGGGUAGAAGGUUGCUGGCGAACUGAGCAGCAACAGAUGAGAUACAGUGUAAUAAUAACGGAGACAAUUUGUCAUCAUGUGAGGUGUAAUAAAAUGAAUCAAGCCAACGCUGCCUCCUCUAAAGGAGAAAGAAGCUUCCUGUUUAUCUCCAGGCUUCACAAGCUUAUAUGCUAACAUUCUAUGCUGACUCUGAGGAAAUCACAGCAGCAAUUGACGUCUAUCAAACAAAAACGCAGUUCAGCUCCGGAGCGAUGGCUGGCUUUUUUUUUUUUUUUUUCCACCCUUUAUGAUCACCUCAUCGAAAUCUUGAAAAGCGAGUGUUAAUGUUUACUUAACCAGGCUUCAUGGUUCACACGAAACGCUUAUUCGUUUUUUUUUGUUAAAAAUCCUUUAGUGUUGAAAUCUGAAGGCACAUAAUAAUGAGGCAAUGUUUGCUUUUGCACUGCUGAAAAUCUCAAGUAUCAAGACACCACUGUAUCGGAUUUGAAGUCUGUGUAUCUUUAUGUUGUUACUAAAUGUUCAGUAGUUUUAACUGAGAAAAUGGCCAAACAGUGUCAGUAUUCCAUAUCCGAUUCGUUCGGGUUACUGUGUGGAGUUUUCACAUGUUCUCACCGUGUCCAUGUGGGUUCUUUCUAGGUUCUCCGUUUUGCUGCCACCUCCAAAAACCAUGCUCGGUAGGUGGUUUGGCUACAGAUGAAUUUCCUGUGUGUCCAGCGGGUUUCCCUGCUGCAUGCCUAGUGAUCUCAGGAUAAGCUCUGGCUCUGCCACGACCCUGAUCAGAACCCUCUGAGACCACUCUUAUCACAGCUGUCACUGUCUCUAUAUUAAUCAGAACAAGUUAUGGACUUGUGUUUUGCUGAAGACAUAAAACGAAUAGGAGACGUACCUCAGGAUUAUGCUCCUCUAAUGUUUACCUUGCAUGACCCAUUUUGUCUCUUCAAGAAAUGUAAUAAUUAUUUAUCUUUUGCACUAUGGGGUUAUUCCUCGAAGCUACCGUAGUCUUCCAGUCAUUUAAAAUCUUUAAAACCACAAGCGUUAACAUACGAAAUCAUUUCAGCAUGUUUCUUUUUAAUGAACAAAAUCAUCUCUGUAGGUUUCACAGUCUGUGCCGUGUGUGAGAUACGGAUCUAGUUAUAUCCACGUGUCAGGAAAUACGACGUAUUUAAUCAUACCUUCGAUUACAGAUGGACGUCAACACGGUUAUUUAAAAACUUUUAUUGUUGAUAUUGUAAGAUGAUCAUUUGAGAAAAUAACUGUUUGUUUGUAAAUGAGUUAGCUAUGUUAUGUACAAUUCUACAUACAAAACAUGAAAGUGAUGAUUAUUAUUUUCAAAACUGAUAGUCUUACUUCCAACCUUUUUUUUUUUUUUUUGCCCUGUAAGCCUUUCAAAAACAAUUCAGAAACGUAGUUUGGGGUUCGUGCACCACUCUAUAAUAAAUUCCCCUGAGACACAGUACAAGCAACACGCACUUCCUCAAACUCGAUUAUUGUCAGGAUUGUAGUCGACGUCUGUUUCGCUGCUUGAGUGCAAACUCCACAUGUUCAAAUAAAUGUAACAUUUGUUCAUUUAA
This is a messenger RNA of Tachysurus fulvidraco (yellow catfish), 3813 nucleotides long. It is a transcript of the gene tepsin, whose product is annotated as TEPSIN adaptor related protein complex 4 accessory protein. The record is from RefSeq and is a predicted model, not a curated record. NCBI's taxonomy places the organism in Eukaryota, Metazoa, Chordata, Actinopteri, Siluriformes, Bagridae. Bases 118 to 1899 code for a protein of 593 amino acids. Gene Ontology annotation, cellular component: trans-Golgi network membrane. The transcript is spliced from 13 exons.